GGACGAAAAUUUGGCGAAGAGCUCUCAGAGAAAGGGGGUUUAGAGGUUUUUUCUAUAUUUCCAGUUUAUAGCUUCUUCUCCCUGACGGCCGCCCCUUCCUCAAUCUUCUCCGCUAUUAGGGUUGAGAAUGGCAGGGAAGUCAAACAAAUCGAGAAAUAAAAAAGCGUCACAGCCACAGGGGUCACAGAAUUCUACAAACACUGUAGUAGAGCCCGUUGCAUCUACUGAUGUUCCCAAGAACGAUGUAUCUACUGAUGAUGUUCCCUUGAAAGAUGAUUCAAGUGCUGUUGAGUCUUCUAGUGUUGUUGUUAAUGGAGUUUCUUCUAAUGAAGAUUCAAGCAAUAGCAAUCCCGAGGCAGUGGAGGUUCAAUCAGAAAAUUCAACAAAUCAAUCAAAGCAAGCUGAAGGUGACAUUCAUCUCUAUCCCGUCUCUGUCAAAGCUCAGUCAGGGGAGAAGUUGGAGUUACAAUUAAAUCCAGGAGAUUCUGUGAUGGAUCUGAGACAGUUCCUCCUUGAUGCUCCGGAGACGUGUUACAUUACUUGCUAUGAUUUAGUACUGCACACCAAGGUUGGCUCUGCUCAUCAUCUAGAGGAUUACAAUGAAAUUUCUGAAGUCGCCGAUAUCACAACUGGUGGUUGCUCCUUGGACAUGGUUCCUGCACUCUAUGAUGAUAGAUCCAUAAGGGCUCACGUUCAUCGUUCUAGAGAAUUGCUUUCUCUGGCUAUUCAUCAUGCCUCUUUAUCAACUUCACUUGCACUGCAGCAUGAGAUGUUGCAAAACAAACCCGCAGAAUCAGAAUCAGUAAAAGCUGAAGCCCCGCAGCUUGAUGGUUUGGGUUUUAUGGAGGAUGUUACUGGCUCGUUAAGUAAUUUGGUUUCUUCUUCAUCCAAGGAAAUCAAAUGUGUUGAAAGUGUUGUUUUCUCUUCAUUCAAUCCUCCUCCAAGUCACAGGAGGCUUGUGGGAGAUUUGAUUUAUAUCGAUGUUGUUACCGUGGAAGGCAAUAAAUACUGUAUUACGGGAACUACAAACUCGUUUUAUGUGAACUCAAGCAUAGGAAACUCCCUUGAUCCAAGGAUGUGUAAACCUGCUUCUGAAGCGACAACACUAAUUGGUCUCCUACAGAAGAUUAGUCCCAAAUUUAAGAAAGCUUUCCGUGAAAUAUUGGAGCGGAAGGCCUCUGCGCACCCUUUUGAGAACGUGCAGUCCCUGCUAGAACCGAAUUCAUGGCUUGGCGCAUAUCCUGUUCCUGAGCAUAGACGGGAUGCAGCUAGAGCAGAGGAUGCUUUUACUCUAUCGUACGGCAGUGAGCUAGUUGGCAUGCUUAGAGACUGGAAUGAGGAAGUUCAGUCGUGUCGCGAGUUUCCCCACACUUCACCUCAAGAACGGAUCUUGCGUGAUAGGGCUCUCUAUAAGGUGACUUCUGAUUUUGUCAACGCUGCAAUUAGUGGUGCUGUUGGAGUUAUCAGCAGAUGUAUACCUCCCAUUAAUCCAACUGAUCCAGAGUGUUUUCACAUGUACGUUCACAACAACAUAUUCUUCAGUUUCGCUGUUGAUGCGGACCUCGGUCAGCUAUCUAAAAGUUCGAGUGUUAAGUUAAAAUCAGUGAACAUAAGCUCUUUGUCUGAUUCGUCCGAGAAGGCUUGUUGCAAUCAUGGAGGCUGCAGUGAUUCACAUGUGGAGAAAACUAACUGCUCCAAUUUAGAGGAAGAUGGGUGCACUGACUCACAGCUGGCUGACAGUGAACAGGCCACUUAUGCUUCUGCUAACAAUGACCUAAAGGGUACUAAAGCAUAUCAGGAAGCUGAUGUUCCUGGACUUUAUAAUCUUGCCAUGGCCAUAAUUGAUUACAGGGGUCACAGAGUAGUGGCACAGAGUAUUAUUCCUGGCAUCCUUCAAGGAGACAAAUCAGACUCACUUUUGUAUGGUUCAGUUGACAAUGGCAAGAAAAUCUGUUGGAAUGAAACAUUUCACUCCAAGGUGCUAGAAGCUGCAAAGCGUCUUCAUUUGAAGGAACAUACUGUUCUUGACGCAUCUGGUAAUGCUGUCAAACUUGCUGCACCCGUGGAGUGCAAGGGUAUUGUCGGUUCUGAUGACAGACAUUAUCUUCUGGACUUGAUGAGAGUUACUCCUCGAGAUUCAAAUUUUACAGGGCCCGGGACUAGAUUUUGUGUUUUGAGGCCUGAACUUGUUGCUGCCUUUUGCCAGGCUGAAGCUGCAGAGAGGUCACAAGUUAGUUCCGUACCUGAUGGAGAGGUACCUGUCACUGAUGCUGUCAGUCGAAUUAAUGAUUCCAAAGAGGGUGUUGAGGCAGUUGACACAGAUUCCAAUAGUGAGGAUAAAAUCGAGGAGGCAGAGGUCAAAGCUGCACAAGAAAUUAAGAUAGAAAAAGCUGACAAUGGUGUCAUUUCUGAGGAGAUACUGUUGAACCCCAAUGUCCUUACAGAAUUUAAAUUGGCAGGGAGUGAAGAAGAGUUGGCCGCAGAUGAGGAAAAUGUGAGAAAAGCUGGCUCAUAUCUUAAAGAUGUUGUUCUCCCCAAGUUUGUGCAAGAUCUUUGCACGCUUGAAGUUUCUCCUAUGGAUGGCCAGACUCUAACUGAAGCACUCCAUGCUCAUGGAAUCAACGUUCGUUAUAUUGGAAAAGUGGCUAAUAUGACAAAGCAUUUACCUCAUAUAUGGGAUCUCUGUGCUAUUGAGAUUGUUGUUAGAUCUGCCAAACACAUUCUCAAGGAUCUUUUGAGACUCUCACAGGAUCAUGACAUAGGGCCAGCGAUUUCACAUUUCUUCAACUGUUUCUUUGGAAAUGGUCAGCCCGAGGGCUCAAAAUCCCAAAAGAAGGAUCAAGCUUCUGGUAAGUCUUCCAAAGGCCAAACAAAGUUGAAAGCUGGAGCUUCUGAAAAAAAGAAUCAGUCUUCAUAUGCACGUAUAACUCAUGAAGCCUUAUGGUCUGAUAUUUGCGAAUUCGCAAAGUUCAAAUAUCAGUUUGAGUUGCCCGAGGACGCAAGACAACGGGUGAAAAAAGUCUCAGCUAUUCGUAAUCUGUGCCAAAAGGUUGGCAUAACAAUUGCCACACGCAAGUAUGAUCUUGAAGCUGCAGCACCCUUUCAAACGUCGGAUAUCUUGAAUCUCCAACCUGUAAUUAAGCAUUCAAUUCCGGUAUGCUCAGAAGCUAGGGAUCUUGUGGAAACAGGGAAGGUUCGAUUGGCUGAGGGAAUGCUUAAUGAAGCCUACACGUUGUUUUCUGAAGCGUUUUCUAUUCUACAGCAAGUUACUGGUCCCAUGCAUCGCGAGGUUGCCAAUUGCUGCAGGUACCUGGCGAUGGUUCUAUAUCAUGCUGGAGACAUGGCAGGAGCUAUUUCACAGCAGCACAAAGAGCUGAUCAUAAAUGAGCGUUGCCUCAGUUUGGACCACCCUGAUACUGCUCACAGCUAUGGAAAUAUGGCUCUUUUUUACCAUGGACUUAAUCAAACAGAGCUCGCUUUGCGACACAUGUCUCGAACAUUGCUCUUGCUGAGUUUGUCGUGUGGGCCAGAUCAUCCUGACGUGGCUGCAACAUACAUAAACGUUGCAAUGAUGUACCAGGAUAUAGGCAACAUGAAUACAGCUCUUCGCUAUUUGCAGGAAGCCCUUAAAAAGAACGAGCGACUUCUUGGUGAGGAGCAUAUUCAGACUGCUGUAUGUUAUCAUGCUUUAGCUAUUGCAUUCAACUGUAUGGGUGCAUUCAAACUCUCACUCCAGCAUGAAACAAAAACUUACGACAUACUUGUCAAGCAACUUGGGGAAGAAGAUUCUAGGACGCGUGAUUCUCGGAACUGGAUAGAGACAUUUAGAAUGCGUGAGCUUCAGCUGAAUGCACAAAAGCAAAAGGGACAAGCAGUAAAUGCUACUUCCGCUCAGAAGGCCAUUGAUAUCUUAAAGGCUCAUCCUGACUUGAUACAAGCUUUCCAAGCUGCCACAGCAGGAGGUUCGGGGAAUCUGAAUGCAUCCAACAAUAAAUCCCUUAAUGCAGCGAUAAUGGGAGAAACAGUUCCUCGGGGUAGGGCUGGCGACGAACGUGCUGCUCGUGCAGCGGCAGAGGCUAGGAAGAAAGCAGCCGCAAGAGGCCUACUUGUACGUCCACAUGGUGUUCCAGUCCAAGCUUUACCUCCGCUCACACAACUACUUAAUAUCAUCAACUCUGGAAUGACUCCAGAAGGUGAAGCAGAAGAAUCCAAGAAAGAGCCUACUAAUGGAGACGCUACUACAAAUGGUCGUGAAGUCAAAGAGAACGGAUCUUCAUUGGUCCAAGAACCUCAGGCCCCUGUUGGAUUGUCUGGAUCUACAGUGGACCCGAAGAAGCAAAAAGUGAAAACAAAAGCGGUAUCCUAAAUUUUGUUGAGAGAAAAAAGAGAAUGGUUGUUAACCAAGAAACCUAACCUUAGUUUUGGUACCUUGAGGUGAGUUUUAGAGACUUAUUUCGUAAUUCUUUUGUAUUCAUGCGAAUCCAUUGGUACUUAUCUCUUCUUCAUUAGAGAUGUGAAGCUAUUCCACACUUCCAAUGGUUGCAUUAGUUUAGUGUGCAAGUGCUCAUGACAGAAUCCUGUUUUGUCAUUCAUUCUUCAUUAUUAUUUAGGCUUAGUAUAAAAUGCUUUGGAUCUCAAGGAGAGGUGAUCCAAAUCCGUUAAUGUUACACUUAAUUGCUAAAAAUAUCAUGAAUUCAGCUAGUCUCCUAUAUUUCGUGUAAUAGUUGUGUAGGAGUAAACAGAAAUGAACCACUCUACAAAUUAAUAUUCAUAAUUGGCCAAAUUUAUUGCAA
This is a messenger RNA of Papaver somniferum (opium poppy), 4793 nucleotides long. RefSeq names its product clustered mitochondria protein-like. Gene Ontology annotation, cellular component: cytoplasm. Gene Ontology annotation, biological process: organelle organization. Gene Ontology annotation, molecular function: protein binding. The record is from RefSeq and is a predicted model, not a curated record. Lineage: Eukaryota; Viridiplantae; Streptophyta; Magnoliopsida; Ranunculales; Papaveraceae. The transcript is spliced from 29 exons. The coding region runs from base 128 to 4366 and encodes 1412 amino acids.